CACGGGAGCACCUGAGUCACUGCGUGUAUAAGACACCGCCUUAUGGGGCAGGAAGCCCAGCGGGAGCUAACAGCAGAGCACACGGGGCACCCACCCAGCCCGCUACCCUUGGCCCCAAAGGGGAAGACGCCUGCACGCCUGAGAGAUCUGAGGGGACCCAGAGCAGAUGCCCAACCCACCUGGGGAACCUCAGCAGGACCAGGAUGACCCAGGAACACGGGCUGGGGUCUGUCCCCUCUCCGUGAUCGCCACUCUCACGAACCGGCAGCUGGUGAUCCCCACCCUGAUCAUCAUGGCUAUCAAACUGCUCCUGAUGACCUUGGUCCUCCUCUAUCGUGCUCCCCGGUGCCAGUCGGGCUGGGACCAGAACCAAGGGAGGUGCUACCUUUUCUCCCAGACUAACCAGUCCUGGGAGGCAGCGAGACACUCCUGCUUAGCCCAGAAUGCUGAUCUGGUGGUGAUCAACGACCCAGAGGAGCAGAAUUACGUGGCUAUUAAAGCCGGUUCCAUUCGUCACUGGAUUGGCUUCACCGACCAAGGGACUGAAGGCGUCUGGCGCUGGGUGGACAACACUCCUGUGGGAUUUACGUACUGGAAUGAAGGGGAGCCCAAUAACCAGCUCUCGCACGAAAACAGUUACGAGAACUGCGCCCACCUGUUGGACACCAGCCUGUGGAAUGACGGACCCUGUAAGAGAAACUACAGGUGGAUCUGUGAAAGGGCCACCACUGUGUAAACAGCCCCCUCAUCCCCCGGCUCUGAACACAGGCUGAAAUUCAUCCCCCCCACCAUGAGGCCUGGGCACGGCUCACGGCCUGCGCAUUAGCCCGUUGUGCUCUUGUGCUGACCCGUUGCCCAGGGCUGAAUCUCACACACAUCCUUGCUCUGCCCGAGGUAUCCCGGCCCCUCUCUCCAUUUGCUGCUCCCAGUGAAAACACCUUCCCCGCUGCAUUUUCCGGUGCCUGGGUCGGGCCCCCUGUGACGUUCCCCUCUGCUGUUAUCUGGACCGGUGAUCUGGUAGGUCACUCCAGUCCUUGAAUCUGGGAGCCAGCCUUACCUUGCUCUGCUGUAAGAAUCCCCAUUCCUGGGCUGUUCAUGCACAGCCUCCAGCAUGUAAGCUGCUUGGAUUGUGCAACCAAAUGACAGUAGCCAAUAUCUCCAAUCCCAGACACAACCCUAGGAACCUCCCUCUUGCAGUGUCCAGU
This is a messenger RNA of Trachemys scripta elegans, 1205 nucleotides long. Its product is annotated as C-type lectin domain family 10 member A-like. Bases 167 to 736 code for a protein of 189 amino acids. Gene Ontology annotation, molecular function: signaling receptor activity. The transcript has 5 exons. The record is from RefSeq and is a predicted model, not a curated record. NCBI's taxonomy places the organism in Eukaryota, Metazoa, Chordata, Testudines, Emydidae.